Molecule: messenger RNA, 842 nt
Organism: Cuculus canorus (common cuckoo)
Lineage: Eukaryota; Metazoa; Chordata; Aves; Cuculiformes; Cuculidae
Product: histone H4
Exons: 1
Coding region: 336-647 (103 amino acids)
Biological process (GO): nucleosome assembly
Cellular component (GO): nucleosome
Molecular function (GO): structural constituent of chromatin; DNA binding; protein heterodimerization activity
Source: RefSeq, a predicted model, not a curated record
ACAAAACGAGCCAGGGCAGGCAGGGGCAGCGCGUGGGGCGACGCGAGAGUGGGAAGAGCGGGGCGGGAGUCCAGCCCCGCUGGAGAGAGGCAGAGCCACCGUACGCGCCCAGGGGGCCGGGGCCGGGAAAAACGGCUCGGCUGCGGCUGGCAGGAAGCCCGUGCCGAGCCGCGCGGAGGGCGCCCGGGGGCGGUGGGCGGGGAAAGGGCGGAGACUAAGACCGAGCUCCCGCCCCGCGCCUCCCGCGGCAGUCCUCAAACAGGUCGGCUCCCCGGCAAUAUACCGCAGCUCCGCGGCUCUGGUGGCGUCCGUGUCAGCCUUCAGGUAGUGCUACCAUGUCUGGCAGAGGCAAGGGCGGAAAGGGGCUCGGCAAGGGGGGCGCCAAGCGCCACCGCAAGGUGCUGCGCGACAACAUCCAGGGCAUCACCAAGCCGGCCAUCCGCCGCCUGGCUCGCCGCGGCGGUGUCAAGCGCAUCUCGGGGCUCAUCUACGAGGAGACGCGCGGCGUGCUUAAAGUCUUCCUGGAGAAUGUGAUUCGCGACGCUGUCACCUACACCGAGCACGCCAAGAGGAAGACGGUUACUGCCAUGGACGUGGUGUACGCCCUCAAGCGCCAGGGUCGCACUCUCUACGGCUUCGGCGGCUAGGCUUUAAUCUUAAACAUUACCCUUUUAGAAUACAAAGGCUCUUUUAAGAGCCACCCACAAAUUUCACUACGAGAGCUGAUUAUUACUACAGAACUAUACAACGGAAAGUUAUAGCUCUAAAUCAUGCAAUAUUUUCGGUUUAAGGCAAUGUAGUGUUCUGCCAUGUAUAUGCUAUGAUUAAAGCAAUUUCAGCUG